UACUUUAUUUGAAUGACAACAUAAAAAAAUAUAACGUUUAUUGUUUAAUAUUGAACAAACCUGAGUGGCUGCUUAUUGGAAUUGUACUUAAAUUUAUUUUAAAAACGCUUUUAUUUAAAUUUUACCAACAAAUAGCUGGUAGUGAAGAACGUUUUAAAAGGUUGAAGUUGUCUGAAACGUGUAAUGAAAAAAGUUGUUAAAGAAUGAAACUUAAAAUUGUUAUAUCACUAAUCAGUUUGAUAGUAGUUGUUGCAGUCAUUGUUAUUGUAGUAGUUGUGGUUAAAAACAAUAAAACUUCUGCAAAUCAAAACAACAAAAACUCUACAAACGAAGUCAACCCUAAUAAAGCAAGUUUAUACUCAAAAGCAGCCGUAGCUUCUGAUGCAAAGGUAUGUUCAAAGGUGGGAAAAGACAUUUUACUAAAAAAUGGUUCUGCUGUUGACGCCACUGUUGCUACACUUAUUUGUAUUGGACUUGUUAACAUGCACAGUUGUGGAUUAGGGGGCGGUGGUUUUAUGAACGUUUAUGAAAGAAAGAGUAAAAAGAGUUUUAUUUACGAUUUUCGCGAAACUGCACCUGCAGCUGCAAACAAAACCAUGUUUGCUAAUAUUUCCUCGACAGAAGGAGGUUUGGCUGCUGGGGUUCCUGGAAAUGUAAAAGGUCUCUAUUAUGUAUGGAGGAAACAUGGAAGACUUCCUUGGAAAGAGUUAGUGCAACCAACUAUAGACUUAGCAAGAAAAGGAUUUGAAUUAACAAACGCCACAUACUUGAGUACGGUUUCAUUAAAAUCUAAAAUUGAGGCAAAGCCAAACUUGCGCAAAUUAUUUAUAAAACCAGACGGCUCAUGGAUGAAUGCUGGCGAUAAUUUCACAAACCCAGUACUAGCAAAAACAUUAGAAACAAUAAGAGACAACCCUGAAGACUUUUAUAACGGCAGUUUAGCAGAACAAUUUGUUAACGAUCUCAAAAAUGAAGGUGGUAUUAUAACACUAGAUGAUAUGAAAAAUUACAAUGUAGUUGAAAGACAACCAUUAGUUACUGAAAUUAAUGGUUUAAAAUACUAUUUAAUGCCACCACCUGGAAGUGCAACAGUGGUCGCCAUGACGCUUAAUAUUUUAAAAGGGUUUAAUUUAACUGCAAAAGAUUACGACACAGAAGAAAAAAAGAUAAAAGUAAUGCAUAAAUUCAUCGAAGCUUUAAAGUUUUCAUACGCCAGGAGACCAUUAUUGGGUGAUCCUGGUUUCGUAAAUACAACGGAGGUUACUGACGCUAUGCUUAACCAAACCUUUGCAGAAAUUUUACGAAAAAGAAUUAAAGAAAAUGAAACUUAUUUUAACGAAUCUUUCUAUGGAGGAUAUUACGCUCAAAAUCAAAUGCCGUAUGGAACUUCUCAUGUAUCAGUAUUGGCUGAAAAUGGCGAUGCUGUUGCAGCCACUGAUACAAUAAAUGCUGUUUUUGGCGGACUUGUUCGCUCAAAUAAUACAGGAAUUAUUUAUAACAAUGAAAUGGACGACUUUUCUUCACCUUCUUUAAUGAAUAAAUGGGGUUAUUAUCCUUCAAAAGCUAAUUAUAUACAACCUGGUAAACGCCCUUUGUCGUCAAUGAGUCCAAUUAUUGUAGUAGAUUCUUUAGGUGAUGUGAUUAUGGUUGUUGGAGGAUCCGGUGGGUCAAGGAUAAUCUCUGGAACAACUUUUACAUUGUUUCGGAAAUUAUUUUUGGACAUGGAGUUAGGCGAAGCAAUAGCAGAAGAAAGAGUACAUACCCACUUGUCACCCAACGAAGUAUAUAUUACGGAAAAAUACCCGAUCUCUCAGGUUAUGCAAGACGGGUUAAAAAAAUUAGGUCAUAUUCUUACAACUUCACCUUAUUGGGUAGCAGUGCAAGCGAUUUAUAGGAAAGCAGCUGGUGAACAAAUUAGCGCAAAGUCUGAUCCUCGUAAAGGCGGUCUUCCUGAUGGUUACUAGAAUUUUAUAAUUGAUGGUUACUAGACUUAGUUUCUUUAUUUUCUUCAUUAAAAACUAAAAUUAUCUGAUAUUUAAUUGGUUUUUAAAUGUAUAUAUAUUCAGAAUUAAUGCUAAUAAUUUAGUGAAAUACAUGUCCAGUUCAAGAUAAA
Molecule: messenger RNA, 2113 nt
Organism: Hydra vulgaris (swiftwater hydra)
Lineage: Eukaryota; Metazoa; Cnidaria; Hydrozoa; Anthoathecata; Hydridae
Product: glutathione hydrolase 1 proenzyme
Biological process (GO): glutathione catabolic process
Cellular component (GO): plasma membrane
Molecular function (GO): glutathione gamma-glutamate hydrolase
Source: RefSeq, a predicted model, not a curated record